Dunckerocampus dactyliophorus (ringed pipefish) is the source of this 747-nucleotide messenger RNA. It is a transcript of the gene manf, whose product is annotated as mesencephalic astrocyte-derived neurotrophic factor. Bases 170 to 712 code for a protein of 180 amino acids. The record is from RefSeq and is a predicted model, not a curated record. Gene Ontology annotation, biological process: neuron projection development; dopaminergic neuron differentiation. Gene Ontology annotation, cellular component: endoplasmic reticulum. Lineage: Eukaryota; Metazoa; Chordata; Actinopteri; Syngnathiformes; Syngnathidae. The transcript has 4 exons.
UCUCGCUCGCGUUGCUCAGUUUGUUAAGGUAGGCUAGGCUAAACUAGGCUAGGCUAGGUUAGGCAAGGCAAAGCAAAGGAAAGACAGGCUUGGCCAGGCAAGGAUAAGCUGCUAGCAGUUAGGCUCAUCUUCUUCUUUGGCUCGGUUAGCUGCGAGAAAAGAGGCUGAAAUGUUUUGUCAAAGCGGCCUGUCGGCGGCUGUGCUGCUCGCGGUGCUGCUGGGAAGGAGUGAAUCUCUGAAAGAAGGAGAAUGUGAAGUGUGUGUGACGUUUUUGGGAAAGUUCUACCAGUCUCUUCAGGAGCUCAAAGUGGACUUCAACAGUGGUGACAUCGAGAAGGCGCUCCUGAAGAGCUGCAAUGAGGCCAAAGGGAAAGAAAAUCGUUUUUGUUACUACAUAGGGGCGACCAGCGAUGCUGCCACAAAGAUUAUCAACGAAGUGUCCAAGCCGCUCAGCUUCCACGUCCCCGUGGACAAAAUCUGUGAGAAGCUGAAGAAGAAGGACAGUCAAAUAUGUGAACUCCGAUACGACAAGCAGCUGGACCUAAGCUCGGUGGACCUGAAGAAGCUGAAGGUGAAGGAUCUGAAGAAGAUUCUGGAAGAGUGGGGUGAGUCGUGCAAAGGCUGCGCUGAAAAGUCCGACUUCAUCCGCAAGAUCACCGAGCUGAUGCCCAAGUAUGCCCCUGCCGCCGCCAGGACUCGGACUGACCUGUGAGGUCACAUUGACUCUGUAUACUUCUGUAUUACAUG